Molecule: messenger RNA, 10272 nt
Organism: Cinara cedri
Lineage: Eukaryota; Metazoa; Arthropoda; Insecta; Hemiptera; Aphididae
Source: the annotation of a GenBank genome assembly
AUGACUUCACUUAAAAACGUCCAUACUGUGGACAGACGGCCAACGACAAGUAGUCGUUUGAGUAGAUCUGAUCACGGUGUUGCGGAAUACAAGCAACCCGUAUACUGUAUACCUGAUAAAAACCUUAGACCACAAUACGAUAAUGAAAUCGACGGAGCCGAUCGCAAACGAGAGACACAAACGUCCGACUCGGAUAAGGCGACCAGACAACUGCAAAUGAUGUCCAUACCUGACCGACGAGUAAUUGAUAGGGGCACAUUCAAACGGUUACAAUGUAAAGCUGUUGUGGUGACCGCGCAAGACCGAAGAAAAAUAGCCGAAGAUUUAAUGGACGACAGAGAGAGAUUGAAAAACAAAAGCGCGGCCCGAAAACAAUAUUUACAAAGCUACGAUUUACUGAGGGCUAAAGGAAAACAACUCGCACGGGUCUGUAUAACACUUAAAUAAUAUAUGCCUUUCAAUUUAAAACACUCGGAUAUUUAAUGGAUAUUAUCAUAGUGAUAAGUCCCUUUCGAAGAUAAUUUUAAACAUUAAAUAUAUUAUAUUUUAAAUAAAUAUAAUAUAUAAUUGUACAUUUAGGUACCUAUAAAACUCUAUAAAACGCUUAAUAAAAUACACUAUGAUGAUGAAACAAAUGGUUAAAUUGUUAUUAUCAACAGAGCAUUUUCAUUAAAAAUCGUUACUUGAUAAAUGGUCCCUGCAAAUACUACAUUAAUUCUUGCAACCUGCCACAAAGGCAAUUUCUAAUAACGUUCUAAAGCUAUCACUAUAGGUAGGUACCUUUUACACUUCCAUCACUGUCAGUUCUGGUUUACAUCCUUUUUUUCUAAAGUAGGUAUUUCUAAAUGUAAUUUUUCGACCAUGUCCUACUCUAUAUUAUAUUCGUUGCCGGACACUUUUUAGAAAAAUAGUAUAAAAUCUAAUAACAGUCGAUUUAUUGAUGGUCUAGUUUCAAAACGUCUAAUCAAACGUAAAAUAGGUAAUAUGUUACUUAACAUUUAAUAUGUGCUUUUUUUGUGAUAGGGAGUUUAUCGGUUUUCAAUGUACGUAUAAUUAAAAUAGAUACCUAAUGUAAUAACACAUAAUCAUAUUGAACAUCAUAUUACAUAUUUUAGGUAAAGAUGUUUUAGGAUAUAAUAAUAUCAAAUGUAGAUUGUUGAUAUUAUACAGAAAACUUUGAGCGAACAUUCGCUAAAUUAAUAAAAUCAUUAUAGUUGGAUGACGAAGCAAAUAAAAAAUCCAACUAUCUACUAGCAAGGGCACAGCAGUUGCGACAAGACCAAGAGGACGAAAUAAAACGAUGUAAUUCUCUGAUACUGAGUACCAAAUGUCACGCUAUCAGAAACGCUCAAAUCGCAGAAAAACAACUUAUUCAGUAAGAUUUUUUAAUAAAAGGUAUUGGAUGAUUUUACCAUUAUUUAUCGGCUAUACAAAAAAAAUAUUUUAUUUAAAAUAAUUUUAGCAUUUAUGCCAUUUAUAAUUAUAGUACGCAAUGUUAUUCGUUAUGCUACACAUAUUUGAUCACCUUAAUUUAAUAAUGUGGUAGGUAUACCUAUAUUCAAAUAAUAUCAAUAGUUUUAGAUUUUCAAACUUUUAAAUUUUCUUUGAUUAAAAAAAUGAAUACUUUUUGCGAAAGGUCCUCUAUUGUAAGUGUGUAGUUCGGAUGAUAAGCAUAAAAUAUACAGGUAAUUUAUUUCCUCACAAAUAUCUUUUCAAACGAAAAACGAUUUUGAGUGGAAUAAUAUUAGAUCCGUGUUUUUCUCUUGUUGCCAAGGAAACCCAGAAAUCUACAAAAAUAAAUAAAGGGAUUGAACUGCUGAAAAUGUCAAUAAAUAUUUUAAAUAAAGUAUUGUCGAGUAAAAAUUACGCAUCUUUUGAAAUGCAAGUUAAAGUAUUUGCUUAACCAAAAAUGUGUUUUUAUAAAAAAAAAACAUACAAAUCAAAUUUUUGGCAAAAUUCGUAUCUUUUAAGAAAUAAUAUAAAAAAAUCAGAUUAUUUUUACUAGUCGAAAUCCGCUAAAAUCCGAAGUUUUCCGAAAAAAUAAAAAAUCACACAUCUUAGUAGAACAAAUAACUUCCUUGCUAAACUUGGAAUCUAAAACUAUAAAAACAAAGGUUUAAAAUAUGCAUAUUUAUUUUUGUAAAUUGAUAUGUUAAUCAACUAGCUAUACAUAAUUGAGUAUCCAUAUAGAGGUUAUAGAGGUUAAAAAUAAAAUUUCAAUUUUUCUGCCGCGUCCCUCUAAACGCAGUUAAUAUAUAAUAUAUUGAUAAAUAUACAUUUUUGGUAUAAUCGGACUAAUUUAUUCAAGUGCCGAAAUUAACUUAAACUUAAAUUACUUAAAUUAACUAACGUCUAAGUUGUUUUUAAAGACAAACACUGUGCGAAAUAUACCGUGUAGUAGUGUAGAUUAUACAUAAAUCCAUAAUAAUACAUAAUGUUAUAUGUGCAGCGUGUGUGUAAAAUAUGUUAAAAAAAAUAUAAUAAUAAUCAACUGUUGUAAUAUAAUGAAGUCAAGUUUAGCAAUUAAGGAUAUGUAUACCUAAUUAUUCACAAAACUUUAAUAUAAUAUUAAUUAAAAAUUGUUUAAACCAAAAACAUAAUACAUAAAUAUAAAUAUAUAUAUUUAUACCUAAAUAUAAUAAAUAGUUAGGUACUAAAUUCAAAGUUGAUGAAUGUAGAUACACAUAUGUGACCAUAAAUAUGUAUGAUAAGAGCGCAAGUGCACAACUGUAUACUGCAACAACACACGCGAUGAGGGUUAAAAUUGUUAAAAUUUAGGUUUUUAUUUUUCCUCGAUAAAACUUCAUGGCUACUCAGGGACAAAAUAAAUUCCGUAAACAAUAAUACUUAGUAUUAUUUUAUUAUAGGUAUCUAAAGGGUAGGUAUAACCUAAAAUAAGUUUAUAAAUUAUAAUACAAUACAUAUUAUAUAAUGUAUAUUAUAAUACUGAAGUACUAGAAUGUAUUAACUUUAAAAUAAACGAAAUACAAUCACGCUAUAAAUCAUUAGUCUAUUUAAAAAAUUCUCUAAUUAAAAUAAAAUGGCUCUAGGUAACAUCAUAAAAAAGUCAAUUUUUUCAACUUAAUUCUAAACGAAUUAUAAUUGCAAUUAUAAUGUGAUUUCGCGUCUAUUAAUCAAUAUUACAUGUUUCUUCUUCUUGCUUAUAAAUUCUCAUUAUAAGUUUGUACCUAUAACUCACUGAUGCCAUCCAUUUUAAAAUGUUAACUAUAUUAUAUCAUACUGUUAUUAUUGUAAAACGAAAAAUUAAUAUUUUAAUAUUAAUAAAAUUCAAUUUUUUUAAUUGAUUCUCAAAUUGUAAUUUUUAUUCUUAUUUUUAUUUUUCACCAUAUAUUUAUCUAUAUAUAUUAAAUAAUUAUUGUAAUAUUUUAUUUUUUCUCUCUAUACUCACACUACAUUAUGCCACUUUACUGUACCAAUAUUAUGUUAUAAUAUUUCUCUAAUCUACUGUCAUUUCACAUAUUACUUUAUAAAUUAGAAUACAUUUCCGUAAAUAAAUAUUAUUAUUAUUAUUAAAUAUAUAUACGAGUAUUAUUAUAGGAAAGCAAUGAAAGAAGAAGAACGCAGAAUGGAAGAAAUCAUGGAACGAGAACGGAUGUUAGCCGCCAAAGAGUUGGAAAAAGCGUCGGAAAUUGAACGGCUCAAAAAGAAACAACAAGCAAUCGAGGUCGAGAAGCAAAUAAAAGAAAACGAGGUCGCUAGGGAAAUGGAAUUGGCCAGAAUGGCGGAAGUAUGUAUAAACUACACACAUAUCACGUUAUUAUCGUUUAUCAGGGUUGCAAGAGGGGCAUUUUUUUAAGAAGGCGAUUUAAUUAAAUGUGUUAAAAAAAAUAGUAAUUUAAAUGUACCAUUAAUUAAUAUUACUUUGUGAGGCCAACAAAAAUUUGAUUCUUGUAGACUUAUGAUUUUAUGUUACAUAUAUAGGAAGCGAGAAUCCGAGCGGAAGCUUUGGAGAAAAUCCGACAAGAGGAGGCCAAAAGUUACAAGGCGAAAAUGGAAAAACAAAUACAACUCCGUCAAGAAUUCAUGUUGCUUAAUGCACAAAUAAGGGAUUCGAAAAAACUAGAGGAAGAAAUGAAUAAUAUUGAAGUUCUACAGGUUUUGUAUCAACUUUAACAGAAUUUUGAAGUACCUAUAUUUAUCAUGAGGUACUUCUGCGUCAACAUUUGCUUUUUGUUUAUUUCGCGUAUAAUAUAAAAACAAAGGUAUUUCGGUACUUCAACAAUCAUGACUAUCUGAUAGCGCUUAUUAUCAAAAGAAGACAGGCAAUUUAAGAAUUUUAUAAAGUAGAGGAUUUAGUAUGCCUUGACCUAAUGAAUUUUUAAUAUUUAAAUUUUGUAUCAAAACAUUAUACAUGUUUUAAUUUAGCUUAAUUAUCUUAAUUCAAAUCAUUUAAAUAAUUAUUAAAUUAAAUAAUUUAAAUAACGAAAAUAUUAAAAAAAAAUAAAUAUUCGGUCGACACAUAGUAAAUAUUAUAUUUUACACAUCCUAUAUAGGGGGUCUAUAUAUUUGUCCUAAACUCAAUCAGAAUUUCACAAUUAUUGUUCGACUUAUAAAUAGAAAUAUACAUAUUAAAUGCAAUAAUAAAGUGAUACAAAUAAAACAAACUAUAGAUUAAUCGACUACCUCAAUUAUAUCAAUUACAUGAUUAUUUUAUAAUUAGUAUCAGUUUACUAUUUCAUGCCUAUAGUAGAGCUACAAUAUAAAUUUACCUAAUUAAAUUUCCUGGUUGGAAAAUUCCAGAAACGCCACUGAAAAUAGCAAAAAUUUACUUCGUUAAAAUCCUAGUCACUUUUUUAUUUGGCAUUUUAACCGUUUGAAUUUUUCGUUCCGUAUAAGGAAACCAAAAAUAAUAAUGAUAGUCAUUCUAAAAUAUACAAACUAUAAAUUUUAUAUGUUAUACCGGGAAAUGGUGAAGCUUCUAUAUCAGAAAAGAAAAAUUGUUCAGACACGAGAAAACGCACAUCGUUAUAAAUCAAACAUGACUAUAUUCCAUUCUCGGCUCUAUGUUCAGAAUUUGAAAUUGCCACCCUUAAAAAUUAAACACAAAUUCCGUACAUAGGUACGUCAUUCCAGGAUCACGUACGGCCAUGUCCAUACAAAAUAAUAAUGUAAAAUGUAUUGACUUUCGUACCAUUAUACCUAUAGGAUUACAUAUAGAACUUCGUCGUUUUUAUGAAAUAAUUAAAAUGUCUGCGAUAAAUAAAUUAUUUAUUUUCAAUUUCGUUAAAUGAAAAUCCAUUUUGUUAUUCUACUGUAUACCUGUAUUAAUAUAUAGAUACAAGAAUAUACGCGAAAAAAGAACGAACGAGAAAUAGCAUUCGAGCGAGAGUUACAAAAGCAGAAACUACUAAAAGAAAAAUCAAUCGCCAAGAUACAAGCGAACCAACUAGCGACGUACGAAACGCAAGCCGCCAAAGACGAACUGAACGCGCUCAGAGUUAGAGACCAGGUAACCUGCGGUGUUAUUAUGGAUGAUAAUAUUAUGUUAUGCUUGUACACAGUUGUAGCACAGUUUUUUCUCAAAUAUUUGAAAAAUUAUCGCUAUACGGCUAUCGACAGCCGACAUGAUGAGAUUACUAAUAUUACAUUAUGCGCACAUCAGUACACUACAUUUACUUACUAAAAGGAAAAAAAAAACGAUUUUAUCUAACAUUUACGAUUUAAACAUUACAAUAAAAAUGAAAAUAUUUAACAGUACAGUAUGCCGUAACAAUUAAAGUAGUGUAAAGUGUUGUUUUAGAUUAGGACGAUUUGAUUUAUUUACGAUAUUUAUCAAUCAGCUAACUUUUCCACGCCUGAAACGUUUGUUUUGAAUUUACACACCAUACAUCACAACGAACUUUUGUACACUAAAGUGUUAACACUAAAUUUUUUUAAAAUGAACAAAGCUAUUGUAUAAUGCGUUGAACUAUCGUAUAUUUAAUAAUUAAUAUCAAAAUUUCAACGUUUUUCUAGUUUAUUGUAAAAAACGAUUUUUCAUAAAAAUAUUAAUUUUUCUUGAUCAUAUUAUAAUAUUUUAUUAUCAUAUAGAUUUAUAAUAAAUAUAUAUUUAUACUAGCUGUCCCGUUACUGAGUCGAACAAAACACAUGAGCAACUUUGAAUUUUUCUACAAGCAUUUAUACCUAUAGAAUGAAAAAAUAAUGAAAACCAAAAUGCAUAUAAAUAAAUAACUUUUUAGUUAUGCAAACAAGGGACUAAAACACUGCAAACUUUUAGAAUUUAAAAAAAAAACUGUUUGAAUGAUGGCGUGAUAUAGCUGGUUUUAAAUACUUUUAGCAAAUGCAUUGUAUAGUUAAAAUUUGAGCAGUUUACUGUAUAAACAAGACUGUGAUACCUAGUAAUAUUUUAGUUCCUUAUACACUAGGCAAAUUGUUCGCGAAUGGAUGGGAUUUUUAAUCACCGCGAACAAUCGCUUAAAAUUAAACAACCUAUAUUAGAUUAAAGCAUUCGCACUAUGUUAUUUCACCUUUCUGACUUUCUUCCCCCAAAACUAAAUAAUUAAUAAAUAUAAUGUCUUCUUGUACCUAUAUUUAUUUCAGACAUUUCCUAUACUUACUACGAAUAUUACGAUUACAGGUAGAACGCGAGUGGCGUCGUAAAGAACGCGAAGAGGCUAUCAAAAGAGCUAAGGACGAAGAAGAACUGAACGCAGCCAGACAAAAACAGAUUGAAGAUCAGAGAAGAAUGUACGCGUUUGAAAUACAAAGAGAGAAAGAAGAAACCGAAAAAAACGCUCAACUCAAUAUUGAACACAUCAAAAAAAGCAAAGAAAUGGACAAUAAAAACAAAAUGGUAUCUAUGUUUUUUUAUUUUAUUUUUUUUAUUUUUUUUAAUCGAAUUAUAACAAAAAAACAAAAUCGAAAAUAAUGAAACUGUUCUACGGCAUUAACUUUCCCGUUUUUCUUAACAUUUUCCCAAAUUACUAAGAAAACUCGGACAAUCAAAAAACGAUUUUCUUAUACACCAAUAAGUCAGAGUUUUCUUUUAGAAACGAUGCUGCACUUAAAUUUCGAUGCAAGACUUGGUAGAAAAACCAAAUUGAUAAAAUUUAAAAUAAUGAAAUCGUUAACACCGUAAAUAUUUGUCAGAUUUGUUUAUCUUAUAGGUUUUUUCCUCCAAUUUUCAUGAAAAUCACUUGAAAAAUAAAAAAAUAAACACGUUUCAUCGUUUCAUUAUGUUUUUCGUUAAUUUUUUUAGAUUUUGUGUGGAUCGAAGAACCUUGAGGUUUUACAAAGAUAUUUAUUUUUUUUUUUUUUGUGGACAACUUUUCUAUCAGCAAUUUUGCUCCAAUUUAUAAUGAUAGCAAUGUUUCUAAAAUGAAAUUUAAGUAGAGAGGUACUUUAAAGAGGCCAUUUUUCGAUUUUCUCAAGAAUUUUCCCAGCAAAUGUGAAAAAUCAGGAAAAAACAUGGAAAAAUUGGGAAACGCGUAUAGGAAAAACGGGAAAAUCGGUACUUUAAACAAAUAUUAUUAAAGAUAAUAUAUAAUGCCUAUUUAAUUAUUUUACCAUAAUAUGACAUAUAUAUUGUUGAAAAAGCAUUACUAUCGACUGAACUCCGCUCAGAAUCGUUUUUUCGUUAGCAAUGGUUAAUCGUUGCUAACAGUUAUACAUUAAAUAACCUGUAACAGUGGCUGCACCCGUUCACAUUAUCCUAGGACGUCUUUAUUAAUCUGUCAUUUUUAUCAUGGUUAGGUAUAAUAUAAGGUACUAUACGAGAUCUUCGUUACAGUCCCACACACUUUGGCUCUCGAUUCUUGGUCCGUGGUGUUUAAUCACAGUUUAAUACCUAGAAGAUCUAUCUAUCUGAUACCUACCCUAAAAAUAGACGUGUUUGUAAUUAAAAUGUUUCUUAAAAGAACACUUUUCUAAAUAUUAAUGAACAGUUAAAAGUUGUUUUUCAUCAAUGCACCGGCUAAAAAUUUUGCUAAGGGCAAUGAACCCUAAUUAGGAGCAACAGCGUUCACAAAUUUAUCAGUAUUGAACAUUAAAAAAAGUCUGAAAUACCGAUUAAGUAUUUUAUCUGCAAUUAGAUAGGUAUAAAAAUAGGUAAAUUAAAAAAAAAAUAAUAAAAACACGUCAUUAAUACUUACCUAUUGUGUUUUACGUGCAUUUAAUAAAAGUAAUUGUAAUCAUUAUUAAAUUGAGGAACGGCGUUUAGGGGCGGGGGCGGGUAGCGUGCAUUAUAUAAUGUUAGCACGUCGGAAAUUCGGGCGCUAGUUGCGAAACUUAUUUGGGAUUCGAGCGGUCUGAGAUCCAAUGCACAUCACUAAUCAUUUAAAUACAGUGGCGUAGCGAGCGAGGGUGUUGUAGGUGUAGCAGUACAGCCAUUCGUUGACAGUGUUUGUUUAAUACAGAUAGAUAAGCACAUAAUAAAAUGAUAAUAUAGACAAUUUACAUAUAGUUUUAUUAUAACUACCUAUGUGAAUUUCGUUACGAUGUUCGUAUAUUAUAAACAAAUCGGAAUGUGAAGGAUUAUCGAUUACUGAUGCUACGAACUAUGACAGUAGUUUAUACAGUGAAACCUCCCGGACUAAACCUCCGAAUAGCGGACGAUUUUUCGGGAACGGGGACAUUUUCACCGCUUUUAUAUAGGAAAACCUCCAUAUGCCGGACAUUUUUAUGGCAAACCGAGGUCUUCAACAAGCUAAAGUAACUGAUUUUUUCAAUAAAUGUUAAUUUGUAUUUACAUUUUAAUGUUAAUAUUUUUACAUACACAAUAAUAACAUAAUUUUAAAUAAUAAUAUGUACAAUUAAUAUUUGUAUUGAAAUAAUACAAAUAUACAUAAAUCAUUAAUAUACACAUUACAUAAAAUAUAAAUGUUGUACCUAGAUAGAGUUAUUAAUUUCUCAGGGUUAUUUUCGAUAAUUUUUUUCCCCCUCUAAAUAGUGGACAAAAUUACGGCGACCGAGAGUGCCCGGUAUUUAGAGGUUUCACUGUAGUUAUUUGCUAACCGCAUCUACUGAUAGGUAUAAUUGGCAACGAUUUCCGUUUUCCACCGAGAAAGAUACAGAUAUUUAUUUAUGCAUAUAUAUAUAUCUGAUAUAUAUGUUAUAUUUUUCGUACGGCACGGACAAUUUGAGUUCAGCAGGGACAAUAUCGUGCCGUUUGUUUCAAUAUCAGAGCGAAUCAUUCCAAAAUGAUUAUCAUUAUCAAACAAAAAAAAAACAAGAACAUUACCUCGGUAACGUUGGCGCUAUUUUUUCGAUGUUUUAGUUUUCAAACGAGAUAUGAGUUAGUGGCUAUGCGAAAUAUCACGAUAACCGUGAUGUUUUAUCAUUAAAUUCGUUUGAACGUCAAAUGUCGAAAAAAAAUAGCACUAAUGUUGCACGGUUAAUGUUCUUGUCUUUGAGUUUGAUAACAGGCGAGUUCGCUCCAAUAUUAAAACUAAUAGCGCGAAGCUGUACCCGCAGAACGCUAAUCUGUUUUGUCGGCGCACGUCCUCUUAAGUGAUUUAACUGAUAAAUAGUGAUAAUGAAGAAGAUUUCACAUUUCUUCAUAACACCCGUCUUUGGAAAUUCUGUUUAAACACGAUGAAUACAGAUACCUAUGCACAUACAUGAUAAUUACGCAUCAAUAUAAGUGAAUCACUAAAUACGGGAAAACUGGCACACGUUCAAAUUUUAAAACAAAAAACUUACCUAGAAUUUUAUAAUAUUUCAUGAAGUGUAUGCAGAAACUUAUAGAUGGUAUCUAUAGCACUUGUAACAUUAAUUAUUAACAAGCGAUUUUUUUUUUCUCUCGACGGCGUUUAGUUAAGCCAAUUACGGCGCUAGGUUUUGCGGGGCCCUGGACAAUUUAUGCUUCAGUGUAACUAAUGAUUGUAUACCUAUAUAAUAAUAUACCGCGGGGCCCGUUAAAACCGAAAUAAGCGCGAGGCCCUGGACCAGUGUUCCGUUUGUUCUCCCCCAUCGCCGACACCGAGUAUGGGUAGUAUACCUCCCCCAAUAGGCACCUACCGGUUUCUCGUUCUUGACAGAUGUGCCCCGUCUUUGUUGAAAAAUCCGAUCGCCUAAAAACAAUAAUGUGCGGUCGUAAUAAUCGUAUACACUCAUAGCUACUUAUUCUUUCACGCGCAGAAAAUCGAAGCCUAUCGUAAAAACCUGUUAAAACAGAUCGACGACAAAGAACAAGCAAAGAUACAGGAGAGGAAGAGAUCGUUCCAGGAAGGCGUCAAAUUGAAACAGGAAGAACUGGCCAGGCAAAAAACGUUACGGGACACGAUGUACAAUAAAAUCGAAGAACUCAAGUAA